AUGAAGCUUUUGGCGGUAAUCGUGGGCGGCGUUGCCCUCUUCUCCGAGGUUGCUUCUUGCCAGGGCUUCUUCGCCUCGUGCAAAUCCAAUUGGUACGUUGAGCGUGGAACCUCCAUCAUGUAUGCCGAGUGCAGCAACGAGGAUGGAGACUUUGUCGAAUCCAGGUUGGACUUGAACAAGUGCAUCGCCAACGAUAACGGCGCUCUAUCGGGCCGAGAAAGGGGUAACUUCUACAACGCCUGCCGGUCGUGUCUCCCGGAUACUCUCCUACCCGUUGCCGGUGAAGAUGUCGGCUCCGGAGGACUGGUCCCAAGUCUUCCACCGCAGACCUCCAUCUUGACCUGUGCGUGCUCGCAAAAGGAUGCGACCGAAGUUCUCAACUCGGACGUUGAUCUGGACGCCUUUAUCGGAAGCGAUGCCGAUGGCAUUCUGAACUGCUUUGGCCAGUCUGGCGAAGAGGUGGAUGAGUAG
Parascedosporium putredinis is the source of this 471-nucleotide messenger RNA. Lineage: Eukaryota; Fungi; Ascomycota; Sordariomycetes; Microascales; Microascaceae. The record is from the annotation of a GenBank genome assembly.